Messenger RNA from Miscanthus lutarioriparius, 1008 nucleotides. The record is from the annotation of a GenBank genome assembly. Lineage: Eukaryota; Viridiplantae; Streptophyta; Magnoliopsida; Poales; Poaceae.
AUGGCAGAGCAAGAGCAGAGCAACACCUCACCGCCACAGGACGAGCACAGAGCCUGUGAACAGUUGCAGCAGGAGAAGAAGAUCACAGAGCAAGAUCAUGCCGGUGACACUUCACCCCCACAUGACAAGGACAAGGACAUGCAAAAGCCACGCAGUUCUGAGACAGAGAAGAAGCCAGCAGUUGGGCGAUCAUGGUCCUAUGAUGACGAGCUCAAGAUUCUCAAUGCUUUGGUCGUGCACGCCCAGUCCUAUAACGGUGCUUUGCCUGACUCAUCACACCUUUUGGCCAAUCUCACCUUUGACAAAAUUGAUGCCACCGAGGACAAGCUCACCGACAAGAUCCGGAAGCUUAGGAGACGGUACUGCAGUUUCCUUUUACAAGGCUGCCCAUCCGAUGACCUUAGUCGUCGGCUGUUUAACCUAUCUGAAAUCCUCUGGGGCCAAGCUGAUGAAGAUGAGAGGGUUGAGCCAACAUCUAGGGACUUCAGUGUACUAUCAAAAUUGUAUCCUCACCUGGCUAAAGAAGUCAAAGCUUACGCCGAAACGCACAGCUCGGGGGACUUAAUCAUGGCAAUGUUCAUGACCAUUGGUGAUGAGAAGGCCUGCGAUCUCAAUGCUAAGUGCAAGAAGCAACAUAUUGAAGCAUUCAAGUUGGAGUUGGGCCAAGCAAGCCUAACCAAUGAAUUGCUCUUUGCCCUUUCAAGUCUGGCCACCAAGAUCACGGACCCCUCUCAGGCCACAUCACGCAAGAGGAGGGCCGAGAAGCUAGAAGAGCCCCUUGAUGAGCAGUAUAUAAGGCGCAGCAAGAGAGUUGCAGGGAAGACUGAAGACUUCAAGGACAAACCAAAUGCAGAUGAGGUCUUCAACCCAAAGCCACUGGCAAUGGUCCCAGCUCCAAACUCCCCAGCCCCCCACCUCACCAAGGACAUUGUGGAGGGUAUUGCCACUGGCUUCCUGCAGAUUCAUCCUAGGGACGUCUGGCGCACUGAUCAAGCUGGACACCGAUGA